AUGGAAAAAGAGAAUGAGAUUUUGCUAGGGCGCCAAUUUUCCUUAGACAAAAUAAAGGAUGAUAAUUCAGCAAUCCUAUUUUACACUGGGUUUCCUUGCUAUGAAGCACUAAUAAGUUUUUUCAAGUAUCUUGAGCCAAAAUUGGGGAAAAUGCAGUACUGGAAAGGAGAACACUUAGUGAGAGAGAGCCUGCCUUAUCAAGAGGAUGAAAAUAGAAAUAAGCCUGGACCUACCAGGAAAUUAACAUUUCUUGAUGAAUUUCUUUUAGUAUUGAUGCAACUGAAGGCUGGAUUAUUCGUGCAGGACCUUGCAGACAGGUUUGGUGUUAGUACAAGCCUUGUGUCCAGAAUAUUUAUAACCUGGAUCAAUUUGUUGUACUUGGAACUCAAAGACCUUUUCCCUUUUCCAUCACAAGAGUUGGUACGCAAAAACAUGCCAGAUGGGUUUGCCGAGUUUGCAACAACUAGAAUAAUAUUGGACUGCACGGAGAUAUUCAUUCAGCGUCCCUCUGCCAUGCUUGCGCAGUCUGAAACUUGGUCAGACUACAAGCACCACAAUACUUGGAAGCAACUUGUGGGAAUCACUCCAAAUGGGCAAGUCACCUUUCUUUCAGACCUCUGGGGUGGACAGGUGUCGGAAAAACAGAUAACCAGAGAAAGUGGAGUGCUAGAUUUAUUGAAUAGUGGUGACAAUGUUAUGGUUGACCGUGGCUUCGACAUAAAGGACAUUGUACCUGAUGGUGUCACGGUUAAUAUGCCCCCUUUUUUAGCCGGACGAGAUCAACUGACUGCAUCAGAGACAGAGGAAACUAUGACCAUCGCCUCUGUGCGAAUACACGUGGAGAGGGCAAUUGGUAGGAUCAAGACUUACCAUAUUUUGGAUGGGAACUUACCCAACACUUUAAGCCCUUACGCAACACAAAUAGCCACAGUAUGUGGACUAUUGACAAAUUUUCUUCCUCCAUUGCUGCCCCCUGCAAAACCAAAACCCUAAAUUCUUUUUUUAUUACCAGUAACUUUAUUUUUUGUACACACCUAAAAUGAUUUCUGGUAUGUUUAUCACUGAUUUUGCGACCCCUAGACAAUCAGAUGGGAGAUAAAGCAACAAACACAAAAUUUCAAGAAACAAGAUAAUUAAAUUGACAGUGUGGUUUCUUGAAGUUACGUUUUGUGGUUUGGUCUCUCUCCUGAGUGGCUCUUAGCUACUGUUGCUUAACUUUGGGGUUCUGUUAUUUUAAGUGGAAAAGUGUAUUGGUACUCUCCCAACACAUUCAAUAUACCCAUAACAAAAUAAGUCUUAGUUUUAUAAAGUUGUUGACUGUAACAAAUGUAACACCUAGGUGACAAUUCAAGUAUUGUCAGUUCAAACUUCACUCAAUAGAAGUGCAAAUUCAUCCUGCAAGGUAAUUUGCUUGUGUCAUCAAGGUUCUUAUGGGUACAGUUUUAGCACUGUUACAUGAAAGGAAAAGUAAUGGUUGUAGUUAUAUAUGAUGUAAAUUUACUACAGAAUAAUUGUUUACAAUUGCCUUUGAAAUCGCAUUUUCAAACCAGUACUUGUGCAGCAAUAUUGGCCAUAUGGCAACCAACCUCCAUGCAGGUAUAGAAUCUUACCCCGCUGCACUCGUCUGGUAAUGAGCUCAGGGAAAAGAGCACAUCUGUAAAAGAAAUCUAUCUUUGGCAGGGAGUCACUGAUCCAAGAGUUGUCCAAGUAAAUUUUCUCCACAAAUAGUGGUCUACUCUCUCCAAAGUAUACUACAAGAAUGAUCCCUUUAAGAUCCAAGUUAGAACAGUAGAGCUGCCCUAAUAAUCAUGAUUUCGUUUUAACCUUACAGUUCCUCAGCAAGUUUCUCUAGAAAAAAAGUUUUAUUUUGGCAGGCUUCUUCGAUAGUCAUGCCUGCUUUGCUUAAAGGAGAUUUAAUUUCCAUCCCCCAUUUUUCGUGAGUAUCCUUAAUGGUUACAAUCCUGUCUAUGCUUGCCCCCAGGUAUGGCUUGUCCUUGGACACCAGCAGCCCAAUUUCCUCAACAGUAACAUCAAUGCCAUUCUUUUCCAUUUCCCUCAUGUAAAGGGUCACUGCCUUUGCUUCACUUUCGAUGCCAUAUUGAGUAGCAUCUGUAGUAAAAUUCAAAUAGAGGAUUGAUUUCAACUUAUUUGAAGGUUCCACUUUGUUCUUAGCUGCUUUUCCAAAGUUUGAAGCUGUCAAAAGAGAUUUCCUCUUUUCAAACCAAAGAUUGUUUUUGUUUUGUCCUUGAGUUGUUCUCUCCGUUUCAUCUAUCUCUUCUUGAGUGAUUGUUAAGCUGGAAACAUAGGAAUCAACCAUAGAUUUAAAGCGCUCAGUAGCAAUAUCGUAACUGUCUGUAAAAGGCACAGACUCUGGUGCCUCGUUUGUCUCUUCAGGGUCUGACUCCUCUACACAGUUUGACUUGAUGUCAUGGAACAAAAAAAAGGAACUGGCAGGGAGACAAUUUUGAAGACUUUCACUUAAAAUCUUGAAACUGUUUUCCUCUCUUGUUCGUUGAUUGGGUGAUCUUGGAUCAAAUUUUAUAACCUUCGACUGAAGACGAAUAUUUUUCUUACCAAAUUGUAUCUUUCUGAUUAGCACUUGGUCGAGAGGUUUAGCUGCAACGCUUUGGUUGCGGGGUACAACCCACACAGACAGCCGCGAUGUGCAUGACAAAGGCUCGGCAUGCCUUUGUUAUCCCCUUCUCGUAAAAUCUUCAAUCACAAACAACACUCCUCCAACGUGGUUACAUUUACCUUUUCCGGAUAAACCAAGCCCAGCCGGACACGUGCAUGCCGCAUGGAUGUUAAUGUAGUCAUAUUGCAUUGUUUAUUAGUACAGGUUAAUGUAUUGGUUAAUGUAUUCUUCAUCUUGCUCUAUAGCUAGAUUUUUGUUGCUUAAAGUGCAGUAUGUCUUCCUUUUUACAUCACUUCCAGUACACUGUCCUUUAACAAUGUUAUGUUCUAAUUCUACAAUAUCAAUGUUUAUGUUAUGAAUGUCAUCAAUUUCUGUUAUUGUAGUUGCUUUGUUUGUAUUGACAUACUUAACAUCAUCAAAUGUGCAAACUGUGAGAUUUUUUAAAUUCUCUCUUGGUUAUAAUGUUUAUGCAAUCGAUUGAAGUUUUUGCGGUUGCCAUGUUGUUCCUUCAGGUACAACGGAAUCCGAUGAAACAAAGAAGUCAGUACCCCAUUAGUUGGCCAUCUUAAAGGCAAAUAAAAAGAGGAAAACCACUUCUGAUGUAUUUGCAAAGUUUGAUAAAGUGUUUGAGUCCUUUGCGGAGUAUCAGCAAGUGCUGACAAGAGCUUCCUUGAACCUGAAGCAGCAAGAGAGAGGUGAGAGGAGGAAAGAGCAGAGAAACAAAGAAAGUAGGAUCAAGAAUUUCUCCUGAAACAGGCGCAGGUUCUUCACAAGUAAAACCAAGUAAGUACCUUAUAUUUGUGACAUCGUGACAAUUGCGUUACCCUUUAGUCUCGUGAUCAGUGAUGCGCAACAAUGCCUAGUAAGCAGAUCUCGUUUAUAGUUUAGUGUCGAUGGUGCUCUGGUUUCUCGGUAGCACCCAAGUUUCUUCGAGACUUCUUAUUUCACGUUUCUUUCACGUCGUUGUCCGCCCCGAUCGGGAUAGAGGUAUGUUCAUGUGACAUUGUAGCGCUCCUAGGUUAUGUUUACUGUUGUACAUUUGAUUUAAGUACUCGUUAUUUGGUGAUUUCACGAAUGAUCAAUUCUGUUGUUGUUGUAUUGUUUUUGGAUCAUUCACCUCAAUAGUUUUCGCUUAUUAGUUAAGCUCAUGAUAAUUAAGUUUAGUUGGCCAUUGUAUGAUUAUUUUCAGUUUUUACGUGUUGGAUCAUAAUAAAGGAUUGCCAUCGUGGUGUUGCGAAAUGGUAAAAUAUGGUUCAACUCAGUUUGUAAACCUAUCGCCGCUGUUAUAAUAUUGUUAAUUAAUUUGCUGUUACUUAUUGCUCAAACUGUAUAGCUUGCAUUUUUUUGUGGUUUUAUCUCGCAUGUGAUUGGUAAAUACACAAUUAAAAUGUCAAAGUCAAAAAAUAUUGAAGUGUUUAUGAAUUUUGGAUUCACAUAGUACAUGUAAUAGCUAAAAUCUUUCUUUAAUUAAACUUGCACAGUCUGCACAGUAGUUCAUGUUAGUCAAUAAAGUUGUUGUUUUGUUUUGCUUUUUAGUCUCUUGGCUCACAAUCUCUUAUUGAGCAGGUCAGGAGAGAUUGCAUGAUGAGCCAAAAGAAUGUCUGCAUGGGAUUCUAUUCACACAGUAAUUAGCUUCUCUGAUGGCUACAGCAUUCCUGUUUUGUCCUUGGUUUGGGUCGACUGGGAAAACACUAAGAUGGAGCUGCACAUCUUGUAGCCACUCUUCAUUUAAGUCCUCACCCAUGACUUCACAGAAGUUGUGCAACACACAACAAGCAGCAAUGACAAGACAAACAGUCUCAACAUUGAGGUCCACCCUCUUUGCAAUGCUUCUGAACCUACCCUUUAGCCUUCCAUAGGCAUUCUCAACCACCACUCUUGUCAUGUUGGGGAUCUUGUUGAAAUUCACUUCUUCUCCAUUAAGUUCCCAUUACUGUAUACCACUUCAUUAGCCUGUCACUGAUGUGGAGUCUCCAACUAUCAAGGGCGGAACUCUCACGCCUGAUAUGACUCAAGAUAAUUGAAGUGGUAGGAAAGUCCUCCCACAGCCGUGGGAAAACAGGGGUAAAUUUUUAAAUAAGCGUGCAUUGUGAACUUUUGCCAGCCAUCCAACAAAACUGUCCACAAAACGAUAGUUGCUGUCAACCAAUCCCUGCAAUGUUACUGCCUGGAAUCCUUUUCAAUUCACAUAAUCUUCCGGACUUUGGAGGGGUGCAAUGACAGGCAUAUGGCAAACAUCAAGAGCGGCCACUAAUUGGGGAUGAAGACCUGCUUUCACUCCAAACUCGAGGUAAGCUUGGGGCUCAUUGAAAUAGCUUGUGCGUCAACAACAAUACAGAUGAUACAAGACAUCUGCAUUGGAAGUAUCUGUAGAGUUGUCUCCUGGAAAGCUUUGGACAACUUUCCGCAUUUUUUUGGCUUUCUUCUCUGUUUUCCAACACAAAAGCACAAUAUUUCGCCCAUCCCCCAUUUUGCUUACAUUUUACAUGUUGUGGCUGUAUGAUGUUGUAACAUUUCACGUCAAUUACACUUACAUGAGUACGAGGCCGAGCAUGAACAUGAGGCUGCAUUGUUGUCAGCUCUUGUUGUUUGCUGUGAGCGGGUUGAUCAGUUAACCAUGUUUAAUUAAACAUGGUUUCAUUAAACUCUGUUUAAUUAGACAUAUUUUGAUGGUGUGAACAUGGUAUAAGUUUGAAAUGCAAUGUUAAAGUUGCUGUGUUUGAAAUACAAUUUAAAAGUUGCUAUGUUGCUGUUUGAAAUUAAGUAUUAAAGUUACAAUUCAGCUUUCCUGAACAGUUGUUAACAUAAUACAUUAUAUGAUUAAUUGCUUCUGGUUACAAUUGGGUUAUUCCAUUUUAUCAUAUCUGCUCCCCCUAUACAAGAAACUAGUCUUUGAUUAAGAAUUAGCCUACACAAGUCUAAGAACUAUAUAUAAUCUCCUAGAUACAUGCUGUCAUUGACUGCCUAUUUUUUAGUAUAUCUAGAUCCAAAGGCAGAUGGGAGUGACCUACAAAAUGUACUUAUGUUUGAGAAAGGUAUUGAGUUUUUUGUUUACAUUAUGUACCAUCUCUUUUGGAGAGGAAACAAAAGUGAAAUAAAAUUACUAUUAUCAUACGACUCCACAGGUUCUCAAGCUGUUGUGUUAUAAGUAAUUGUUGUUGUUAAUAUAAGCUUCUAGAAAUCUCCAGACUGCUUAGUCAUGCUGAUAUGUGUACCAAAGAACUUUCUUCAACAUUUCAUCAAGUCACGCUGUUAUUAUGUAAUACUACUACACUGGUUCUUUUGAAAUGUUCCGGAACACAUUAUGUGGUAUUUAUAGGAGUUGCUCCUUGUUAAGAAUAUCAUUCUUUGUUUUAUAAAGUAGCUGAGUUUGUAGGAUUGCAGAGUUUUUCUGCUGGUUACAUUAUACAGUAACAGAUGUGCAACACCAAUGUUGUAUUAAAAUGAAUAUUGGUUUCACCCUUAGAAAGAACACCAACCAACUUCAUGCAACUACCUUUCCGAAGGUUGUCAGUGAUUUCAGUGAUUUUGUCAGUGAAAGGCAUCUAUGUUUAUGGGGAAGACACCACCCCUCUUGAAGAAAAAAAAUACUUCCUUUCAGACAUGUCAAUUCUCAGCUUUCUAAGAUAAAAAACUAAUCAUCUCUAUGACAAAUCAUACUGAUGGAGAGUCUCAGGCACAGGAAAACACAGAUGAAACCAACCUGGUACAAGGAUUGACACAAUGCACAACUACAGCUGUGUAACACAAUGUGAUAAAACACCAAAACUUCAGUAAAAGAGGUGAAAUAAUGGUCAUAUCCAUUGCAAGUGUUGUUGUGGUGUAGAACACAAAAAAUAUAACCAAAAUUUUAAGUCAAUGCAUAACAUUACUUAGGUAUGUUACCAAAGUCCAUUCCCAAUACCCAUUUUAUACUGUUAUAAGAGUGUCACAGUUUCUUUUUCCUCAUCCAUGUAUAAAUUCUUUUUCGCUUUACUAAAGUAAAUGUUUCACAUUUUCCCUACUCCUUUGUUUCAGGUCAUCGAUAAAAAUUUGUGUUUCACUGUUGUGUUCAUAAAACGUCUCAAUCCAACUCACUAGAGUAACCCCAAUCCACCUGAGAGUUUCCGCAUUUCUAAAAAUACCUUCACCAUACUCUUUAAUCUUACAAAAUAAUAUUACAUUCUUUUGCUUUUCAUGACAGUAUCUUUUUCUAACAACAAUAUCCAACCUAUUACCAGCAUUCUGCAUGCAAGGGCAGCUUUAGUGAUAACUAUUACUAAUAGCUUCUUUGAUGUUUGACAUCAGAGACAGAAAUGCACCUCACAGCAUUCAAUAACUCUUCAAGAUAUUUGGGAGAUCCAUUUUUAUAACAACCAAUCUUCCGCCUCUGGUAGCUUUUAUAAACAAACCUGGUCAAUGAGGAAUGUGUGAAGUUGAGUGCAUGUUUUAGACAGUUUGGAGAUCUCCACAAAGAGAUAAAACUUCUCAGUGGAGGAUGCUUCUUUUAAUACAAACUAAUUUUGAUGCAAGUCAAUUUAGUACUUAAUUUUUAUGACGAGCCCACAGGUAAGAGUUUCAGACUUGCCAAUUUCAAUGGGCAGGAGGUUGAUCAGCUGGUCGAACUAAGAAACGUGGAGAAAACCAAGAAAACAACAAACGAGUCUAUAUCAACCUUUCUAAAUGAAUAAUAAAUACCAGCAGUUUGAGAUAAUAAAACUGCUCUGGUAUGGGAAGCCAUUUAAAUGCUUUUGGCAACAAAAACUGUACCGAGUGAGUUAUGCAAAGUUUCUUUCCUAAAGGCCUUCUUUUUUUUUUAAUCAAAUACAGAAAGUAAUGGAGAUCAAUUUCUAUCAGUCAUUCUACUGUUCAGUUUCAGCCUGUUACUCAAAGAAAGCUAUACAAACACCACUCAAAAACAUGAAGAUUGGCCAGCUGGACCACAACCUGGGGCAAUUUUGCACUGAAGCACAAAAGGGGAGCCACACAUUAAAUCCACCUUGCUUGGAUCCAGAUAAAGAAUUGAAAGAUAUCUCAGCUCUUCUGGAUAAACACAACUUUUCAAUUUUAGACAAAGCGGAAAGGAAAACAUAACUCACAAGCCUAAGCACCUCAAAAACCUCGAAGCUAGAGAAAUCUUAACUCAUUUUUCGUCACUUUCCCUUUGAGAAAUGUCUGCUUACCUAUUGUCCUUUUCUCUCUCUGGAAAGGCUGUGAGAGACAGAGAGGUCUGACGACCAAGAACUUUUAAGUUUGGCAACUAUGCAACUGGGAAAAAGUUUGCAACCAUAAUCAAGUUUCAAAAAAUCAUUCAGGCAGUGCCAAUGACAAGUUCAGUAAGGAAAAGAAAGAUGUACAAACUGCAGACCAAUACAGUGGCUGCAAAGCCAUAAAGCUUUAUUGUAAAAAGAUUAACCGGAGAUGCUGUGCAUUUUUUCCUGUAGCCAGGCAAGUUUCAGUGUUGAAGAUGGUGUGGUUUAAGCAAAGGCCAAUAGGCAUCAGCACACUGGCAACCAUGAUGAAAAAAAUCAGGGAAGCAGCCUGACUGUCCAAAAUAUACAGAAACCAAAGUAUAACGGCGACAGCCAUAAUUCUGUGGUCCAAUAAGUAUAUGUCGUUAUCUUGGCAAUGCUGGUCAGUUAGCACAGAACAAUCUGCUCUUAAUCUUGACCAUUCAACAUUAUUCUUCUCAUUCAUCGUACAUCAGAAAAAUUUGCAGCGGAGAUAUUAACACAUCUGUGUUUUUAUUCACUUAUUAUGCCUUCUCCAGGUUUCAGCAUGCUUUAUGCCUUACUCAAUGUUACAAAAGAGUCAAAAAACAAGUCAAAUUCACAGAACUGACAAGAAAAAAAAGCAUCCCUCAAAGGCCUUCACAACAAUCCACACUCAUUAAAGAUAGUCAGCAAACAACAUCACAUAAUGUACUAAACAACAUUCUCACCUGUGAUUUUCAGAGAGCAAGCCUCUAAGUGGAGAAAAGGAAAUCAUCUGUAGAUCUUCAAACAACAACUUACUUGCUCAAACUCAUUUUAAUACCAAGAUUUGGGAUAUUUCUAAAAUGCAGACAUGAAGCAUGAACUCUGAGUUGCAAGCCUCCCACACACCCUGAUUAAAGAUCUAAUUCUUCUUGCAGACAUAACAAGAAAACAGGCAAACUUUUGGAUUCAGGGGCUGCGAUGCCAACCAAAGAGGCAUUCAGAGAAGCUCUGUCUUGUGCAUAGAUUGAGACUUUUAUCCUUUCCAUUCCAUAAUUGUUUUGUUGAUUUCAAUAAUUGUUAAUUUCUGUUUUUCAGCUAGGGUAUCAUUGUUUCAAUAAUUAGGAUAGUCUUUCACUAGCUCGUGCUCCUAGUUUUGCAAGUCACAAAGCAUAGGAGUUGCUGGAGUCAUCAGGCAUAUUUGGAGAAUCCAGGCAAUUUUUCCUUGUUCUUCACCACCCAGAGCUAAAAUCAGAUGUAAGUGGUUUCUGUUUGAUUGGCCCAAUUUUUUCUAUAUAUCAUUUUGUUUCACAAUCUAUCAUAAAAAAGACAAUUGGCUCUUUCAUUUGUUAUUUCACCAUCCUCUUUUAUCUAAAGCCAGUUUGUUAACAGAUGAUCACUUUGCUAAGUUGGUUUACCAUCAGUCGCACUUGGUGCAGACUUCUUUUUAGAAGUCUUAAAGUUAUGCAAUUAUGCAGCUAUAUAUUACGAGUUAUCAAUUUUCAACCUACUAAUACUAAUACUAUUACUGCUUCUGCUUCAUAAAUAAAAAGUAUUUUGAGUUGAAAAGAUAACGUUUUUGAUGUGUCAUCACAAAUCAGCUGCUGACAUGUCACUUGCCUUUUGCGCUACUCUUCCAGGUUGAUGAAUGAAAAGCAAAACCUUCACCAUUCACAAUCCAUGGUCAUUUCUCGCUUUACAUCUGCUAAAUCACUUAAAAAUUUGUAUCACUUACAGACACUGACAUUCAAAAUUUCCUUGAAGAGGAAGAAAACUAAAAUAUGCUAAGAAAAAAACUGGAGGUACAUGUUAAUGGCAUUUCUUGGGGCUUUGAACAUUGAAGAUUUGCCACAGGGCUAUUUUAGCUGCAUACUGUAUUUACCUGCAUGAUACACACAUUUUUUUGGAAAAAUAACUUUCAAAAUUUUGGUGCAUAUUACACACAGAUCUUAUUGUUUGACAUGUGCCUCCUAAUUGGCAUACAGUGACAAAAACAAAAGGAAGACUGUAACAAGCUCUGUUGUAAUUGGUCUUUGUUAACUUAAGUAAAAUCAUUUACCAAUAAAAAUUUUUCAAUUUUGAUCCACAAAUAAAUUUAGUUGACUAUAUAACAAACAGCUGAUGAGAUAACCAUCAUGAUUUCUCUCCAUCAAUCUAGAGAGACAAGAACUACAAUGUGGCAACAAACCUUACCACUGAGAAAUGUCAGGGCAACACAGUCUCUGACAAGCUACAAAUUGUCAAGUUUGUUAGACAAAAUGGAAACCAUGCUGCCAAACAUAAAUUUGGUGUGUCAGAGAGCCAUGUCAGGCUGUGGCAAAGAAGUAAAGAGGAUUUACAGAAGAUAUCUCCGCUCAAACAUGCAAACUGUGGAAAGCAAGCUGUGUGGUUGGAGUUGGAGAUUGAUCUGUUGGCACAGAUUACAGAGAGGAGAAAGAAUGGCUUAGCUAUCCUUCUUUCCUUCGUUUGAAUGAAAGCACUUAGGCUUGCCAAAGAGGAGAAAUACAACAUUCCUGUUGGAGUGUCUAAAGGCAGCAAUCACUGAUGCCAGGGAUUCAUGAAGUAGAAUGGCCUUUCACUUCAGCAGAAAACCAUAUUGGCACAAUGACUUGCCAACGAUUCUGGGGAGAAGUUUGCACUGUUUCAUCACUUCAUCAUCAAUCACCACAAAAAACACAACUAUCCUCUGCACCUGAUUGCUAACAUGGAGGCUCUGCUCACAUUUAACAUCCCACCAAAUUGCACAAUCAACAACACAGCUGAGAAAGCCUUAAAAAUAUGCACAAAAGGAAAUCAGAAGAAUUGUCUUACAGUUGUGUUUCCCUGCUGUGGAAAUGUUUCAUCUCACCUUUUAUCCACACAUGUGAGCGCUUGGUCAGUGAUAAGACCUCUCACAUUUUCAGACAUUUCUCAACAAUCACACUUUUAUAUAACCUCAUUAAUACUGUUAAAAACCUACUUCAACAAUGUGCAGUGAUGGCUACAACUGGCAAAGCUACGUUUAGCAUAGAUGGUUGUACUAUCCAUUCACCAUUAAAACUUCCUGACAGUGCAAAAGGCAACAAAUAUUUAACUGGGCAAAGCCUCAUUAGACUACAAAAUAUCCUAAAAGAAGUAAGCUAUGUUAUAAUUGAUGAAUACUCAAUGUUAGGCCAAAAAUAGUUUCCUGGGUUGACCAACAGUGCAGGCAACCUACUGGUUUAACAGAUCAACUCUUUAGUGGAAAGUCAAUUAUAUUAGUCGGUGAUCCUAAGCAAUUACCUUUGCUAGCAGAUAAGCCUCUUUAUCACUCUAAGCCCUCCAGUACUCUACAAGAAUAAGGUCAUUUAGCCUAUUUCAAGGUUAACACUGUUUAUAAACUAAAUGAAACAGACAGUAAAAGGAUCCACCCCAGAACAAGGUACAUUAAAAGAUUUAUGGAACCAAUUGUGCACAAGAAAUUGCUAAAAAGAUGAGUAAAACCUUCUCUUAAUUUGUCAACCAUUAAUAGCACAAAAUAUCACUGAAUUUGAAAAUGCAACUAGACUGUAUUACAGCAAAGAAGUUGCAAACUACAACUUUCAAAAAUUACCUUCUCUCCAACAACCAACAGCAGGGAUUAAUGCACAACACUCAACUGAGGCAGCCAAAAAGAUAAGUGCUGAUGAAAUGUCAGGAUUAGAACUUGUCUUCCUUGCAAAAUGGACACAUCUUAUCCUUACAAUGAACUUGUGGGCAGACAUUGGUCUUUGCGAUGGUGCAACUGGAACUAUAGUUCAUUGUGAUGACGUUGCUCUUUACCACAAAUCCACAAGUGUGGUUGAUAUCCAAAAUUCCAAAAGAGAAGACCAUAACAGCCCUACUUGGAGGUAUCACUGAAAUCGAUGUAGAGAAGUUUCAUUUGCAUUUGCAAGAUAAAACACAAAAUGCAACCUUGAGGUGAUGAAAUCUGACAAAUUGCUUCACAAAAGCAAACAUCACUAUCAUAGCUGAAAAUGGUGAAAAAGUUGCAAUAUAUUACUGUCCUCAAAUAGUCACCCAAGAGUUCUUCACAACCAUAUCCUGCACUUGUGGCAGCACUUUGGACCAGGAUGUAUCACAUAUGUCAGCUGAUCUUAGGGAGGAAAAUCUUCUUAAAGUUACUUAAAUGACAUAGUUGAUGAACACACAAAUAUCCAAUCCACUAAUCCCCACAAAAAGAUGCAGUUUCAGUGACAUUCUAAUGAAAGUUGAACACAGCACCUCCUGAAGAGACCUUUUUAGUUUUAGACACAAUGUUCAGGAAUAUUUUUGGAUUUUCCACACAAUUAAACCAUUUACUUUCUUUUUGCAAAAUGUAAAAAAUGAACAAAAGGCAUACAUAUUUCUAUUUUUUUACUUCUACAAUUAUUUUGUAAUUACCUAAGAGAUAUCGAAGACCAUUAAAGUUGUAAAAUAAAACAAAGCAGCAUCAAACAAGAUUCUUAUUGCUGAGACUGUUGUUUCUUGUUUAGAAACUUAUUCUUCAGGAAAUUUUCCUGAAUUUUUUCAUGCACACUUGUGUAUAUUCAAACUAUUUUGUUUUUCUAUCUAUGAUACAUUUGUAACAUGCUUGAAUUAACAUUGUCUAUCUUGUUGAUAUCUUUUUGUUGUUUGUUUCUGUAGGAGACCCUGCAUACAAUUCUUCAAAUGAGCAAAAUUUAUGACACUUUGGUUGAUUCUAGAAUAAACCCAUUUUAGCUGUUAGUUUCAUUAUUGCUCUUUCUAACACGCAUUUUAUUUUCAGUUCAAUGUCCUUUUUUUGUAACAUCAUUCUGCUACUACAACCCCAUUGAUUAAAAAUUACAGUUUUUUAUGUAAUACUGAAACCCAUAGCUCUCCACUACAAGCUAACAUGAAUUCAAGAAAUUCACAACAUUCCCCCAUUUUUCCUCACCUGGAAGAAUCAAGAUUGUUGUGUCUUAGAAGGCUUUUAAAUGCAUUAAUACAAGUUACUUUCAGUUUCAAAUGUUAAAGAGAAAUUAGUACUCAGAAUAAUUCUACAGAGUACCUAAACAUCUACCACCACAUAACUCAGUGGGCAAGACCAGUUCUGCCUGAUGAUUUCAAUUAUUUAAUUAAGAGCAGUGGCCACACAUAGUCCUUGCCUACCUAUGGACUUCCAGGAAUUAAACAAUAUUGAAACUAAGCUUUUCACAUCUCUAAAUAUCUUUUGUUACCAGAAGUUGGAAACCAUAGUGUGAGCCCUCAAUGAAAGAUUGGAAAACAUAAGAUAAAGAAGAUUGAAACACAGCUAACAUGAUUAACAAGUGAAGAAUUCUUCACAGGAAUUUUUAGUUCAAUAAUAGUCUUCUCCGUAACUGUGACUGUUAUUUUAUCUUUCAUUUAUAUGUCAUUUUAUCAUAUCAAAUUUUAACUCUUUCUCAUUUAAUAUCUUUAAUCUGGAUUAAUACCACAUACCUGAUUGUAGUUUUUCUAUCUUAGUAUUCUUGUAAUUUAUUCUUUUACCUUAUGGCAUACUACCACAAAGCAAUAGCGGGUUUACCACUACCAGCAAAAAAAAACCUUUAACAUGAAAGUGUCAGGAGCCCAUCAGCACAGAGCCUGCACCUUCCAUACUAAUCCUUUGAGUCAACCCUCCCCCUUUUUUAUCAUUAGCGGGGGUCUUGGAUUCCCAGGUAUUCUUUGGAAUGCCCAAUCAGAACAUAGCUGAUUAUCUUAUGUCACACACCACUGAUCACAGCUAUCAGGGGCACACAGCAAUAUGAUUGCAGUGAUAGCAGAGCACAGGGAAAAUUCAUCAAAUGAAGAAAGUGAAAGUUCUGAUUGUUACAAUGUCUCUUCAUCUGAAUUAAGCACAUCCUCCAAAAUUAGUGGUGAGGAAGAAAGCAUAUCAAACCAGGUUAAAGUGAAAGGUGAUGUGUCCACCACAAAGAACUCACAGCCGGGAAGGAGGCAAAAGAAAGAUACAUCUUUAAAUGCUAAAGAUAUGGAAGACAUCAAAACCUGGAUUUUCACAGUAGCAGAAGUCAAGAAAGUCAAAGAACAGCUCUGGUUGAUUCUGAUAGGGGGAUGCACAAAUUAAAGGUUAUCGUAAAUGUUUUCUGGAACAUCUGUUAUUCAAAGCAGAAGUGAACAAUUUUCAGUUGCUGGUGAGUGGGUUUUGCCACAAGUUUUCUACUCUAGCAAUUGAAGCAUUCAAGAGCAAUCUUCACACUUACAGGAAAGCACCUUUUUUCGGUUGCAUGGAUGAAGUUUCUGUCCAACAUACUUCCUGGAAAAACAAUGCAAGAGCAAAUGAUCAUGGAGAGGGUAUUGAGGAAUUUGAAUCAGCAGUCUGAUUCAUGCUCAGUUCACAGCGUUCUAAGUGAAAUACAUUAAAGUGCAAGGAAUCAAAUCUAGCUUUCAAGAGAAAUCAAUCCCCCAUCUAAGUUUAAGGUUUGAUCUCUGUAACCUUUCUCUGAAUAUUUGUUUUGGGUUAAACUCUUCCUGUCAAUUAGUUUUCCUAAUACAGCUGAGUAAGUAAAGACAGACAAAUUCCCUCCACUUAUGUGCUUAAGUGCACUGAAAAUUUCCUCCAAUGCACUGCCAUCGAUCCUUAAUGGACUGAUGAAAUAUCUCCCAUCUAGCAACACACUGAUAACAAAACCACUCACAGCGUAAGAGAAAGCAAUGAUCGACAACUUGAGGGAGAUUCCAGGUCUAUGAAAAAUAACAGUGACACAAUAAUUCAGUAUGGCACAGUAGCAGGCAGGGUUUCUGUUAGAACCAAGACACCAGGACCUUUACUCAGCUAUUUGAAUGUUUGUUGCAGCUAUUUCACUUGAUGUUUUACUAUUAAGUUUUAAAAUUGAGCUGACAUGCAUUAAGUAUUUUAACUUUAUUUCCUAUAUAUCAAACAAGAUUGUUAUUUAUUUCAUUGUGGUUAGGUAUUCAGUCUUGCCACAUAAUCUUUAAUGAUUAUCUUCUUUCAAAUUCCUGGUUGCUCUUCAACAAAACAAAUAAAUUCUAAAGUUUGUCCUACUGGUUUGAUGUAAACAAUGUGAGGUGAAGCAAAACCAUAGUCUACUUUAACUUGUUUAUCACUUUAUGAAUAUGAUAUAAACAUGCUUUGAGUUUUAAGUGUAGUUUUAAUAAAAUUACAGGCAGACAGUGAAAAGAACUUUUGCUCCAAGUGCAGAUAAGACCUCUCCAGCAAGCGCUUUGCCUGUUUCAACCACUGAAGAACCUUCCAAUGAAACCUCCUCAAAUCUUAAGCUCAACCACAGUGUUUCCAGGCCACAAGUGAUUGCUGAGGAUUCAUCCCUUCUUCCCAUAGCCCAUUCUUCAUCUGCUUCUUCCAGCAGGCCAACUUCAACAAAGCCACCUGUUUAGAGCGAUGUCAGUGCUAUGUGUGAACUGAUAUAUGGUUUAUUUCCUGGAGGUGAAAUUGUGCAUAGUUUCUACCACUGCUCUGAAAGUGAAUGUAACUAACAGAAGGAGAAGGGGAAGAAAAAAUUUGACCAUGCAUGGAUCUUUAAACACAAUUUAACUUAGGGUACAACAAGAUGACCAUGGUGGUUGCUUUUUGUCCAAGAAAAGAGAAUGUACUAUUUGCUCUGCCAACUUCACCAUGCCAUGAGUAAGCAUAGCAAGAGCUCAUUGUAAGGUAUGUACCCUGCUGUACAAUUCCAAACCUCAGUGCUUAUGGAACACUGUAAUGGACAGAAAAACGAAAAAUUCCACUGUAGCAGAAAUGCUGAAGAGGACCUCGAUUUUCCAAGCAAAACUAAAUGAGCACAAUCUCCACCAGCAUGAAAUUCUGUUUAGUGUUUUUAUGUUGUUGUACUGGCAAGUUGAGCAUUAAGAACCAGAUGAUCUCCCUGCAACUAUGGAGAUUGACCCAUGUUCCUCCCGUGUCCCAAAAGUUGUCAAAGAGCCGAACUUUAAUGCAUAUAUGGCCUUAACUGUGAUGAUGUGGACAACAUAGAGGACUCUGACAAUGAAUUAGACUAUUUUUGUGAAUAAAUCUUUAGAUAAUUUCUUGCAGCAUUUCGAAGCUUUUAUGUAUACAAAUACCAUUAUUAGAAGUGUAAUACAGUGAAAAAAUUGAAUGAUAAUGAUUAUGUAACGAUUUUAAUCGAUUUUUCAGAAUGAGUUAAAUCAGUUCAAGUAGAUUGCUUGAAUAAAAAUGGACAGAUUGUAGUGAAUUUAAUUGAAAAAGAAAAUAUCAAAACCAAAUAAGCAUAGAGUAACACCAGUCUGAGGAAUGUAAUAUGCAGUGUUUAAACGCUGCAAAAUAUUCCAACAUACGAGGGUGAGAAAUUGAGAGAUGAUGCUGUUACAAAGCACACAUUGUUUUAUAAGCUUGUUUGCCUUAAUAAGACUGAUUUCAGACAAGUUCUGAAGGGAAAACAUUGAAUAUUGAAUCUUCUAUACUUUCACUAGGCACAAAAUGAUGCAAGAGUAUGUGCUUGCUGUAGCAUUUUCUUCCCUGUUUGAUCAGGCAAAAGGUGCAAAGAUUUCAGUACAGUAAAAAAUUAGUCACAAAAAUGUCUUCGUUUCUUAGCUUCAGAUUUCUUAAGAACCCUUUAAAAAUUUCCUAGACAGCCUCAAACAUCUCAAAACUUAAUCUGAGCUCAAUCCUCAAAGUUUACAAAAAUUAAGAACUGGUUUAGAAGGACUAUGUACUCACUUGUACACUUGUCUGAUAAAAUAUCUCUAUGGGAUGAAUAAGCCACAAUCUUCAGUAGAUUUUGUCACAUAAUACAGUACUGCUCACAUAUACAUUGACCGAAAAACGUGAAUUAAACACAAAAAAUUGCAUGCAAUUGUGAAUAAAAAAAAAAUUGUGUGUGUCAAAAAAUCACACGUGCACUCACAACUUCGAGACAUCAGCCUCAUUAGUAUGUAUGAGGUAGUCAUUUUGUUUUUCUAUUGUUGGCGGUUUAUUGUUUUAAAGAAUAGGGUUUAAUUCAAUAGCACUAAAAUACUACACGGCUACCAAUGACAAGCAAACUUAUUGUUUGCAAUUGCUGUUUGAACCGACCUUCCCAGUAUGCUAUUACCAAUAUGACUUCAUAAUCGGAAUAUAUAAAUGAUUUACCAUUUUCCAAUGGAAUUCAUUUAUCAAAAUAGCUAUUUCCCACUUCAUAUAUAAAAACAUCCAUCACAACAGCUUAGGAAUUUGUUCAAAAUAAAUUCAUUCUCAGUGUAUUGUAAUUCAGUAGAAUCAGCUAAGGCACCCCUUUGUAACCAGUUGUCGCAUCCGGAAUGCAAACCCACGCACAAAUGCUUAUUUCAUAGCUUUUGUAAUUGAUGAACAUGCUGUUCUCAAAAACUGGUUCAUUCAUCUCGCCAUUUCUACAAAAACUAAUAAGUGCUACUCGCUUAUUUUAAUGGUGUGGUGUUACGGUAUGAUUACUUGUCAAGACUACAUCUUGCUCUAACUCGUAUGCAAAUUUUUUUACAGGAAACCAGAUUCGCUUUUUGUUUCAAUAUUUGUCGAAUCAUCAAUCAAUGUUCACCAAAUUGCUCGAAAAAAUGGAACAGAAAAAUUAACUGCAGGAUACAUGUAGCUCCAGUUUGUUUAAGACUCACAGGCGAGUGUAAUUAGGCAAAACAUCAAGAUGGCAAUAAUCGAACUUGUGUAGUCAACUUACUUAUCGAACUUAUGAGUCAACGAACUCAAAGCAGUCAGAAGUGGAAACUCAUGAUGAUACCCUUCUUUUACUAAGGUCGCAGUCAACAUCAGAAAAAAAUUUUGUGGUUCAUCUUAUAUGCCAUUUCUUUUUGCCGCACAAAUUGGAUGGACAAAAUUUUAGGGGGGUUGGAAAUAAACUUCUGCUUGAUCCACUUAAAAUGGAAAGGAUAAGACAGAUAAUCUUUAAAUUUUUUCCAUUAACAUGAACACAACAAGAACAGUAACAUGCUUUUUUUAUAAAUUAUCUAACAUGUCCUAUUACCACAAACACAUGAACAAAACAACAUUCUCAGAAAGCAAACUGUACUGCUCCUAACUUGGCUCAACAUUUGUCACCACUAGAGUUUGUUUCAUCAUUUUCUUUUGCUUCCAAAGAUGGUGUUGUCCCCCAGUGCAAGCAUUCUACCAACUUUUCCUUACCUAAUGCUGGCAAUCUAUUGUUUUGCAAUUUUUCCAUGAGAGAAGUACAUCCAGUGAUUUCUUUUUCCUGAAAAGCAGGAGCUGGACAGACGUGAAUCUGACAGAUAUGUCAAAUUUACAACCUAAGAUUUAAAGGAAAACGUCAAUUAAGAAGAUUUGAUCUCUCUUCUCUAACACGAGUCUUUCAGGUAGAGGGCUGCCAAAAUAAUCUAUUUUACUUAGUAGUCAAAUGUUGAAGAUAAAUGAUUUGUACCGCGGGAUGCUGUAUGACGAUCAACACUGAGGAUAUACGUGUACGUCUACAUGUACGCUAAAUCUCCAAGUCUAAGAACUGGUCAAUUUUUAGAUCCAAAUUUAAUUUUGCGCAGCAAUCAAACGAUGAAGAUAGAAGAUUCAUACCGCGGGAUGCUGCAUGAUGAUGAACACUCAGAAUAGUCAGAAUACAACUAUGGCUGCCAAGUUUACGUUUGGGCUAAAUCUCAGAGUCCAAUUACUGGUCAAUUUGUAGAUCCAUGUCUGUGGUUAACAAAUACUUUGCCGCUUUUCAGUGCACCCACGACUGACAAAUUGAAAAUUUGGCGAAGACAAAUUUUGUCGAGAGUAUAUGAGGAGCCAAACAAACUUCCAGCGCGCCCGGGCUUACACACACCCUUUCGCACCUACCGAGAACGAAUCUACGCGCGAAAUUCCCAUGAUCAGGAAAAUUUUAAAACAUAGCUGACACAUACUGUUAACUUUGACAAAAAUUAUAGUUUACUUAAUCCAAGAAAUGUGUGCAAGCAUGAGGCUAUACGGAAAUCUUGCCCGACUAAUCACCACUGUGCUAUCGAUUUCAGCCGAAUGAUAAUUUACGUAAACAGUUAAAUACAAUAUCGCUUAUGAAAAGGUUACCUGCUCUUCCAACAUUUCCGAAGUAUAAGCUUAGGCUGCAGUUACAUGUGCGACCACAGCGACCGUCAAACAGAAGAGUACGUGGCUCAAAUGCUGUUAACUCUGGUCCAAGGAGAAACUGAAAAUUCGGAGCGUGCGCGGAGUUUUGCGGUGCGCGCCAGUCGAUAACUUGUUUCCAGACUCUACUCUGCCAACCUAGAAGUGAAGGGGUAAGUAGUUUCCAACGAACCUGUGGUGCCGUGUCGGUGGGGUGCUGUAACAAGAUAAUUUGGUUUUAUCAAAUGAGUUGAUAAUGUAAUUUGGCCACAGACGUUUCGAGCGCUAGCCCUUCACUAGAGCAAACUGUCAGCUUAGAAACUCUUUACUGUGGCCAACUCAAUUGAUAAACCAAAUUAUCUCAGAGCUGAGAUGUCGGUUGUCUCAGGAGUCAUCCCUUGAUUAUGACUAUACCGCAGAAUAGGCAAAAUAUUCUUGAGUUUUUCGGGCAAGCGAGAGACGAGAACGAAGCACAAGUCACGCAUGAGGGGAGGAAGAGAGCAACAGCGUGAGGCUCUUCGAGUUAGGUUACUUCCCACCCUCAGAGGCCGAGUCUUUCAUUUCACUAAACUGAAUUCAAACCUAAAGGCAUCCGAGCUAUUCAGAAGAACAUAUUUUCAAAUAAAAGUUAUUAAAUCAGGAAUGAUCUCGGACCUAAGAGAAUCCCUGAGGGGAGUUUCGCGGCAACCGCCCAUCAUGAUGUUGGGGCUCGUUUUUUAUGUUAUUUCCAUAUUUUAUUUACAUCGCGCACUUGACAAAAUUCACACGUGGAGCUCUUUGCUUAUGGAAAAAUCUUUGCUCAGGAAAAAUCAAAGGUGGAAGAAAGUCCUCGGUAAAAAAAAAAAGGCCAUUGAAGAAAGAGAGAAAAAAGAAAGAGUACCAUUCUGUCCAGAAAAGAAAUUCCUUUGUGAAAGCGACUGAUACUGUUGGAGCUCCAUACUGGCGUCAGAUUUCGAACAGAGAAGUCGCCGUCAGACCAAAAUUUGCCAUAUAAUGUAUUUUCCGUUGGUAUUCGAAAUAAUUAGGCGUACUUGUUUCGCUUUGACAUCUGGCACUCCCUUUAUUGUGCCUUCUACGCUGUUAUUGGUCGGCUUCUAGUACUUAUACUCUCUACUGUUCACUGUACACCAUUCCCGUUUGCGGUUUCCUACUUCACAGUUUUACGUCUUUUCGCGAGUGUUUUUUCAAGCGUGUGCUUCUAAUGUCCAGCGAACAGGAGCAAACCGAAGGUUCUUCCCGCUCAACAGAUACGACCCAACCGGUUCAUGGUGGUGGCAACUCGGCAUCUGUCGAGCAGGUUUUCUCAAUGUUUAAAGAUUACCUGGAGAAGAAAUUGGAGGUUAAAACCAAGCAGAUCGAGCAAAAGAGCAAAAUAGACAAAGAAGUCGUGCAAUUGAAAUACAAGGGCAACCAGAAGCAGUACGAGCUCAAUGCAGAAUUGGAUUCCAUCACUGAAAGCAUAGAAACCGAGUCAGAGCGCGGCGAACCAAAUUUACCGCUGAUUAAGAAGUAUUCUCAAGAGGCCAGGGAGCUUAUUCGCAAACGGCAAAAGCUAAUAAAAAUUGCCCACAAGAGCAAGGACGGUUGGCAAGUUGUGGCAGAAUACGAAUCCGAUGAGUUGGCGUCCGACUCCGCAGAUAAGAAACGGCUCAAAAAGUCUAGGGAAACGGCGAGUCGAAAGAGACGACAAAAGGACCAACUCACAAGCCGGAGCGGAAAGAAAGCAAGAGCCGCUGUGGGUUCUGAUAAUCAGCUUUUUCGUGGUAAGAAAAAUUGCCUACAAUUUACUUUGUGAUUUCAUAUGGUUUUGGAUCCGCUUACGCAUCCUACCAUACUGCUUGAGUGAUUUAUUUAUUACAGGAAUUUAAGGGUAAAAUAAUUUACGUUCGUUUGAGCGAAGCGAAUUAGAACGUAAAUGCAUUUUCAGCUGGUAUUCGAAGUAAUUAGGCGUACUUGUUUCGCUUUGACACCUGGCACUCCCUUUAUUGUGCCUUCUACGCUGUUAUUGGUCGGCUUCUAGUACUUAUACUCUCUACUGUUCACUGUACACCAUUCACGUUUGCGGUUUCCUACUUCACAGUUUACAUUUUCGCGAGUGUUUUCCCACCCCCCCUCUGCUUACUACGUUUUCUUUUAUUACUUUUAUUCUGGCCGUAGAGGCGCUUCUUGCGACUACUCACGUUGCUACAAGUGUGGAAAACUUGGGCACUGGGCUAAAGACUGCAAAUCCAUGUUCUGGCCAGGAAGUUACCAGUUUCCUAACUACAAUACUUACCCUGGACUCUCCUACAACAAGCCAGCCGGAAGCCAUUCAUCUCAAUACCAAUCAAAGCAGUGAAGAGGACUUGGCACAGGUAGAAGAAAUCGUACAGAAAUACGAACUUGAAAGCGGACAGUCUUUAACUGUUAAGGGUAAUUUGAAGAAAAAUGUAGGGUUUUGGAGAUCUAUUGGUGCUCCAAAUUUCAUUUUGACUAUUAUUGAAAAGGGCUACAAAUGA
Molecule: messenger RNA, 21294 nt
Organism: Pocillopora meandrina
Lineage: Eukaryota; Metazoa; Cnidaria; Anthozoa; Scleractinia; Pocilloporidae
Source: the annotation of a GenBank genome assembly